Messenger RNA from Drosophila subpulchrella, 1522 nucleotides. Its product is annotated as GDP-fucose protein O-fucosyltransferase 1. Bases 38 to 1246 code for a protein of 402 amino acids. Gene Ontology annotation, molecular function: peptide-O-fucosyltransferase activity. The record is from RefSeq and is a predicted model, not a curated record. NCBI's taxonomy places the organism in Eukaryota, Metazoa, Arthropoda, Insecta, Diptera, Drosophilidae. The transcript is spliced from 2 exons. Gene Ontology annotation, biological process: protein O-linked glycosylation via fucose; Notch signaling pathway.
AGCUGCCACCUGGUCAGAGGAAAACGAAGCCGGCAGAAUGCAGUGGCUUAAAAUGAAGCUCCGCUUAAUAAACUUAUUUUUACUAUUAAUAAGCUCAACAUGUGCCCAGCUGGGAGGCGAUCCCAAUGGCUACCUCACCUACUGUCCCUGCAUGGGACGCUUUGGCAACCAGGCCGACCACUUCCUGGGAUCAUUAGCCUUUGCCAAGGCCUUGAACCGAACUCUGAUCCUGCCGCCAUGGGUGGAGUACCGCAGGGGCGAGCUUCGAUCCCGCCAAGUGCCAUUCAAUACCUACUUUGAUGUGGAGCCGCUGAAGGAGUACCACCGCGUCAUCACCAUGGCGGAUUUCAUGUGGCACCUGGCCGACGACCUGUGGCCGGAAUCGGAACGAGUUUCCUUCUGCUACAAGGAGCGGUACAGCCUUCAGCAGGAGAAGAACGAUCCUGAAAAGCCCAAUUGCCACGCCAAGGAUGGCAAUCCUUUCGGUCCCUUUUGGGACACCUUCCACAUAGACUUUGUGAGGUCCGAGUUCUAUGCGCCACUGCAUUUUGAUGUCCAUCACAGUAACGAGGCUGCCAAGUGGCAGGCCAAAUAUCCUGCGGAAUCCUGGCCUGUGCUCGCCUUCACCGGCGCCCCAGCUAGUUUUCCUGUCCAGCUGGAGAACUGCAAGCUACAGCGCUACAUGCAAUGGAGCCAAAGGUACAGGGACGCUUCUAAGGAUUUUAUCCGUGAGCAACUGCCGCGUGGUGCCUUUGUGGGCAUUCACCUGCGAAAUGGCAUCGAUUGGGUGAGAGCCUGUGAGCACGUCAAGGAUAGCCAGCAUCUGUUCGCCUCGCCGCAAUGUUUGGGAUACAAAAAUGAGCGGGGAGCUCUCUAUCCGGAACUUUGUAUGCCCUCCAAGGAGUCCAUUAUCCGCCAGCUGAAGAGGACCAUUAAGAACGUGCGCCAGACUCAGCCGGACAACGAAAUCAAAUCGGUUUUCGUGGCCUCAGACUCCAACCAUAUGAUUGGCGAACUUAGUUCGGCUCUCACUCGAAUGGGCAUUAGUGUGCACAAGCUACCGGAGGAUGAUCCAUAUCUGGAUUUGGCCAUUCUUGGACAGUCGAACCACUUUAUCGGCAACUGCAUCUCUUCUUACUCGGCUUUCGUGAAACGGGAACGAGACUCUCACGGUUUUCCGUCCUAUUUCUGGGGAUUUCCCAAGGAGAAGGACCGCAAGCAUUCCAAUGUGCACGAGGAACUGUAAUUUAUCAACAGGAAACUCUACUUAAAUACUCCAACAGGUCAUUUUUCGGUUUUCUUUUUCAAAGUCCAUUGAUAAAAGUUUCAAUUUACAAUUUGACUUAGCAAGUUAGUUAAGUUUCUUUUUAUAUCAUUUUAAUGAAAAAGAUAAUGUUAAUUCAUUUAACUUCAAAUCGAAAGUUGUAUUUUGCGAAAACCGUUAAAUGCCUUUGAAAUCACUACAACAUAUAUAUAAGAUAUUAAAGUAUUCCUCGCAUUUAUCGAGACAUGGUUCUACAAA